AUGGCGGACAAUGAAGACCAAUCGUAUGGAGUUCAAGUAUAUGUGUAUGACUUAUCUAAUGGAUUAGCAGCCGUAUACUCGCCAAUGAUUCUUGGAAUCAACCUAGAUGCCAUCUACCACACCUCGGUGGUGAUAUACAACAAGGAGCAUUACAUAGACCAGGGGAUAAAAGUCAAUAGUCCGCCCGGAUACACCAAGUAUGGUACUCCGAUCGAGAUUAUCGAUAUGGGAGACACUUUUAUAAAUGAAGAAAUCUUUCAAGAAUUCUUAGAUGAGCUCAGAAAUCACGAUAAAUUGAAAUAUCAUGCAAUAAACUACGACUUGUUUGACAAUAACUGCAACCAUUUCACUGAUGUUUUGUUGGAUUUUUUGGUGGGCAAGAACUUGGACGACCGGAUCUUAAAGUUACCACAGCAGGUAUUGGGAACGCCGAGUGGACAGAUGUUGAGGCAGAUGAUCGGAGCCGGAGGAAUGUAUAGAUAG
Messenger RNA from Scheffersomyces stipitis CBS 6054, 483 nucleotides. RefSeq lists its product as uncharacterized. The coding region runs from base 1 to 483 and encodes 160 amino acids. The transcript is spliced from 2 exons. Lineage: Eukaryota; Fungi; Ascomycota; Pichiomycetes; Serinales; Debaryomycetaceae. Gene Ontology annotation, molecular function: peptidase activity. The record is from RefSeq and is a predicted model, not a curated record. Gene Ontology annotation, biological process: protein modification by small protein removal.